AUAAGUUUAGCUGCGAUGCUCGUCAGCGAGAGUAGGUGCUACUUUACUAGCAAUAUAUGGCGACAUUCAAGUUGGUAAGGUGUUGCCUUACCACAGACAUCAAAAUGAGGAAGUUACGAUGGCGCCAUGCAACGCUCUUCUUCUCAUGCUUUCCCCCCCCGGCUUCACAGACUCGAAUAACUCACCAUUGAGUGUUUUCAUCCAGGUGAUUUAUCCCUGCUUGCAGGGAUCACUCUCAUUGAGUCAAGUUUUAUGGUUACAAAAUUGGCAUAGCCUAUAUCACUCCUUAUCAUAAUGCGACUUUUCAUCCUUCUUACCAUCGUUUCGCUCAUACCUCUCGCGCUCUCCCUGCCCUCGACUGUCAAACCAACGAAUGAAAAUGCGCUUUUGAAAUUCUUGGAGUUUACGAACCGUCGCUUUCUGUCGCUUAUCACACCGAAUAUAUGGAUGAAACGGCACGUCAAUGUGGGAGAUCGUUCCGACUUGGUCGGAGACCACAUACCGCAACGAACUAGAGAAAUAGACAGCAUCGAAUCAGACCUUGAUCUUGCCGACAAUGUUUAUCCAUCAAUAAUUUCUAAAGCGGAGUCGAUAGAGAGCUCUACAGAGCAAAAGGAUUCGAUAGCUAAGAGUCUUAAACGGGCCAACCCUCCCCCUUCAACACCACCAAACGGUAAUUAUCGCAUCCCAAGCCUUGCUGCCGCUAUCAUAGUCACUACAUUCGCUGGUUCAGGUUUUACCUUUGUUCUAGUCUUGGGCAUCAUAAAAUGCAGACGGUACUGGACACGCCGUCAGCGCAAAAAGAAGGGCGAUUUGGCCCUUAGAUACUCCGUCACGUGUUCUAGCGAAGCCAAUUCCAGCUGGAAGAUGACUGCCAGUCGUGAGUCAUUGAUGUUUGAUGCGAAUCCUUCCUCAUCUGUGAGAUAUCUUGUCGAGCAGGAUGGAGACGCAGUCACUCGAGUAUUUCAGACAAGCAGUGCAGAUGCCUCGUCCACCAGAGCCAGGGACCCAUUAAAGAGGUUAUCAACCCCAGGAUGGCUGCCAGAAAGGGAGAAUCGGGUAUCUACUCACAAGCCAAUAGUCGUCCCAUCGUCACUAAAACAUGUCUCCUCGCUCAAAGCCGUUCCUGUGGCGGAGGGCACGAAGGAUAGCUCGCAUGUCAUAGAAAUCCCGUCGCCCGGUUUUUGGGGCUCGCCGCUGCUGGAGACUUCAUCAUGUGCGACUGAUACUCUGUCACCGAUGACUACAACAACGGCAACAACUUCAACAUUGACAAACCAGUCCAGAUAUACUUCUUCUGUUCCCGCGGCAUCCCCGUCUAUCUCGCCACUCACCCUGCAGCCAACAAAAUCCCCGCUGACACCGGUUUCCAGUUAUGGGGCCAAUCUAGGCGCUGCGACCUCGAACACCAGGUCACAAGGUGACGGUAAAAAAAGACCGACGAGUCUUCUUGCAAUAGCCUUUGAUUCGAGCAUUCUCUUUGGACUGCCGCCUAUUGAGCAGACGACUUCGCUUCUGGCCGAUUUCGAAGAUGGAUAUAACACUUAAACAACACUACGCAUCACGGUCUAAGCGUCCUGAGUGUACUUUCAGAUAGGCGACUGUUUGAUGUGUGUUUGAUACGGAGAGGAUAUGCCAAAUGGCUCCGGUGUCUCUAUCUCUCCUUUUGUGCUAGGCUCACUUUGAAAAGGUUUCAUAGUCGUUCAAUUUGUUGGGAGAGGUAGUAGAUAGGAUACUCUCACUUCGGAAAAAGAAUCAGCCAGAGCAUCUAAUAUAAUAGGUUGCUUUCAUGCGAGAAAUCGCAGGGUCAGAAAGCAAGCUAAAUCCUUAGGCUGAGCCCGGUCAUGUCUUGUCCAUUAUUAGUCGCACACUGUACAUUAUGUAUAUUAGUCGGAUGGGUUCAACAGGAGUACAGUCAGGUCAAAU
Molecule: messenger RNA, 1926 nt
Organism: Aspergillus candidus
Lineage: Eukaryota; Fungi; Ascomycota; Eurotiomycetes; Eurotiales; Aspergillaceae
Exons: 1
Coding region: 295-1548 (417 amino acids)
Source: RefSeq, a predicted model, not a curated record